This is a messenger RNA of Drosophila innubila, 630 nucleotides long. RefSeq lists its product as uncharacterized. The coding region runs from base 178 to 615 and encodes 145 amino acids. The transcript has 4 exons. The record is from RefSeq and is a predicted model, not a curated record. Lineage: Eukaryota; Metazoa; Arthropoda; Insecta; Diptera; Drosophilidae.
GAAUGUGGUUCAAUAUUUUUAUUUUGGCUGCCAUUAAAAGUAUUGGCCAGGGAUUAGUCUAGAUGACGGAAUAAGGAGUCGAAGGAGUCGCUGAGACGAGGGGAAAAUUGUUGAACUUAAAAAUUACCUGGCUCCUUAGCUAGCUAGGAGUUUCCUUUCAUUCGAAUUGGGUUCAAAAUGAAAGUACGUGUGGCCAAGUGCUGUCUGUUUGUAAAUCUGCGUUUGGCCUGUUUUAUGAUCGCCAUCUUUGACACCUGCGUUCAUAUAGUGAAUCUCCAGAUGUGCAACCAUCCUGUAUUUGACAUUUUGGCUACAUUUGUUUACAUAACUCACGCCUUGGGAUGUUUCAUGCUCGUUCUAAGCGUCAUUAUCGAAAUGUCUCACUUGGUGAUAGUCUAUCUGAUAACGAAUAUCAUGCAGGCUUUGGUCCUCACAGUCAGUAGCUAUUACUGGGUAACAUGUCAGGAGAAUUCCAAAUUCGACAUUUCCGUUGCCAUAUUUAGCAUAUGCAUCAGUAUCUAUUUUUGGAUUGUCGCCUACUCUUAUCUCAGAUUGUGCAAGGAACGUGUAUCAGAUGAAUAUUUUGCUAGUUUCAGUAAAUCUUUCUUGCGAUAAAAGUAUAUUAUUUAA